This is a messenger RNA of Aegilops tauschii subsp. strangulata, 729 nucleotides long. RefSeq lists its product as uncharacterized. The record is from RefSeq and is a predicted model, not a curated record. Gene Ontology annotation, molecular function: zinc ion binding. NCBI's taxonomy places the organism in Eukaryota, Viridiplantae, Streptophyta, Magnoliopsida, Poales, Poaceae.
AGCUCGAUCAUGUGGUGCGAGCUAGCUAGCAUGUGUGCCGGCGACGGCACCAUGGAGCGCUGCGCAUGCGCGCUGUGUGGAGCGGCGGCGGACGUGCACUGCGAGGCCGACGCGGCGCUCCUCUGCGCGCCCUGCGACGCCCAGGUGCACGGCGUCAACUUCCUCGCGUCCCGCCACCGCCGCACGCGCGUUUGGCGGCCUAUGGGCGUGGACGUCCUGUCCAGGACUGCUACGACAUCGCGCUCCUGCGUGUCCACGGCCGACUCCGCGACGACGGCGGCGCUGCGCGGCAGGGGGACGACGCCGCCGGCCAGGAGGCGCGGCGCGCGGGGCGAGGCGGUGCUCGAGGGCUGGGCCAGGCGGAUGGGCCUCGAGGCGGGGGCGGCGCACCGGCGUGCCGCGGCGGCUAGCCGCGCGAUCCGGGUCCAGGUCGCCGCGGCGGCGCCACGGGUGCCGCUGCGCGUUGCGAUGGCUGCGGCGCUCUGGUCCGAGGUGGCAGCUCACGGCGUCCACGAGCCCGGCGAAGCGCUCCGGCGCCUGGAGGCCUGCGCGCACGUGCCGAUGAGGCUCCUCGUGGAGGUGGCAGCGGUGUCGACGAUGGGGGACGCGCGCGCGAAGAAGAGGACGGCCGCAGUGGACGCCGACGAGGACAGCUGGGGCGAGUGCUCGAUCGUGAGCCUGGACAAGACACCGUCUUCUCCAAGACACGAGCUUCUCUUGUUCGUUUAG